Molecule: messenger RNA, 3476 nt
Organism: Microtus oregoni (creeping vole)
Lineage: Eukaryota; Metazoa; Chordata; Mammalia; Rodentia; Cricetidae
Product: coiled-coil domain-containing protein 57-like
Exons: 19
Coding region: 94-3129 (1011 amino acids)
Source: RefSeq, a predicted model, not a curated record
UAUCGGCGCUUGGAAUCCGGGGGACCCCAGUCGCGCGCCGGGAGGCGAAGCGGGUUUCCCUGGGUCCUGCCGGGUGGCGCACGCGCCACUGCCAUGCUGCCACCGUGUUCAGAUCGGGAACUGAGUGAGCUGCUGGCUCGCAAGGAGGAGGAGUGGCGAGCUCUGCAGGCCCAUCGCGCCCAGCUGCAGGAGACAGCUCUACAGAUGACGCAGAAACAUCUGGAGGAGACACGAGGGCAGCUGCAGCGCCUGCAGGAGGAUUUCGUGUACAACCUUCAAGUGCUGGAGGAGCGGGACCGUGAGCUGGAGCGCUACGACAUUGAAUUCACCCAGGCCCGCAGGCGGGAGGAGGCUCAGCAAGCAGAGGCCAGUGAGCUGAAGAUAGAGGUGGCCAAGCUGAAGCAGGCACUCUCCAGGGAGGCCAGGCACGUGGAGGAGUUGCAGCGUCAGCAUGAGCGGACGUUGCAGGAGCAUCACUUGGAGCUGGAGCGUGUCCGCAGUGGCAGGAGGCAUGAAAUCGACCAGCAGCAGGAGCAGUAUGAGAAUCUGAAGUGGAAGCUGGAGAGAAAACUGAGGGAACUCGACGGUGAACUUGCUCUUCAAAGACAGGAGCUGCUGCUGGAGUUUGAAUCUGAGAUGCAGAGACGGGAGCACGAAUUCCAGCUGAGGGCAGACGACAUGAGCAAUGUGGUCUUGGCCCAUGAGCUCAAGGUGAAGCUACUGAACAAAGAGCUGCAGGCUCUGAGAGAAGCUGGGGCGCAGGCCACAGAGAGUCUGCAGAAGGCAGAGGCAGAGCACAUUGAGUUGGAGAGGAGGCUACAGGGCCGUGCCCUGGAGUUCCAGAAUCUGGAGGCCGUGAAGGAUGGUCGGAUAAAGGACUUGGAGGAGAAGCUUCACUCUGUACAGCUGGCCAGUAAGAGAGCCGAGGACACCGUCAGGAGGAAACAUGAAGAGCUUGACUGUGAAGCCAGGAAGAAAGACGCAAUGCUGGCAGCAGUGAAGAGCGCCCAUGCAGAGCAGCUGCGAGCGCUGGAGGCCAGGGUGCUGCAGCUGCAAGCCCACUGCGAAACCCUGGAGGGGCAACUGCGCAGGGCCGAGUGGACGCGAGCUGAUGAUGCCAAAGAAAAGAAUGCCCUUAUUGACAAACUUCAUGAAGACGCAGCAGCUUUGAAAGCUGCCUGGGAUGCCCAGAUCACUCAGAUGUCCAAGGAGGCUGUCUCCAAAGACCUUCAGGUCCAGAUGCUACAGGAAGAAGAGGGGAAGCUCAAGGCACAGGUGGCCAGGUUCCAGAAGGACAUAGACAGGUACAAGCAGCAACUGUCCCUGGCAGUGGAAAGGGAACAGAGCCUGGAGCGCGACCAGGUGCAGCUGGGUCUAGACUGGCAGCGCCGUUGCGAUGAUGUUGAGCGAGACCAGAUCCAGAAAUCAGAGACUUUGAUCCAAGGGCUGACCAAGGCCAGAGACCAGGUUGCUGCUAAGCUCCAGGAGACAGAGAAGGCGCUGCGUCAGCAGGAGACGUUGCUGAAGGCUGUGUCACUGGAACGAGACCAGGCCGUGGAGACUCUGCGGACACACGGGCUAGUCACCGGACAGGAGGCACAGGUACCUCCACAGCAGCAUGAAGGAGAAAUGAGGAAAGAGUCUCCAUCUAGUGAGAUCCAGAGGCUGCAGGAGCAGAAUGCGGGUCUGCGGAACGCUGUUGCACAGAUGAGGCGAGAGAUGGAAAUGCUGAGCUGCCAUCUUCCUUCUGCUCAACCGGAAGAGUGCUCGGAGCCAAGCCCUGAUCCCCAGGCUGGAGGAGAUCCAGCCCCUCCAGAUUAUGUUCUGGUGCUUGAAGCAGAAAUGCAGAACCUAAAGCACAAGCUGAAAGCCCUGGAAGAGCAGCAGCGAGGUGUCGGAGAGCCAGUGACGGUGGCCUUGCCCACUGCCAACCCACAGCCUGGUGCCCACAGCUCCGCAGAAGCAGCUGGAGCAGCUUUGACAGGCCAGGCAUCUGUCGCGUUAGCACUCAGAAAACUCGGAGACAGAGUGCAUCUCUUGAACCUGCUGGUGACACAGCUCAAAAAGAAGCUGUGGCAGAAACCCCUGGAGUCGGUCACUGUCCUGCACGAGCUCCCCAGUGAAGUGGACCAGGUGCACCUGGAGGUUUUGGAGCUGCAGAAGCAGGUGGCUGAGCUACGGAAGCAUCUCAAGACGCCCCAGCCCCAAGGAGAGCCUUCUCUCAGGGAGCAGCUACAGAGAGAGGGCCUGAGUAACUGGAGACCCAUGGUCACAAAGGACCAGACGGAGUUCCCUAGUCUCCCCCAGGAAGGGGCUCAGCCUCCACAGUCCGUAUCCGUGCGACAUCUGCAAAGGAAGCUGAAGGUCGCGGCUAAGAAGAUACUCAGCCUCAGCCUCGAAAAGGAGCAGCUCCUGGAAAUGGGGAACAGACUCCGAGCAGAGCAGGGCCUCCCUAAAGGGAAACUGACUCCUUGCCCACUUCUUCCCACCUCUGAGUCCCGGGACCCCCGUGAGGUGCCUUUGGACCGUGGCCUACCUUUGGGACAGCUGCAGCCCCACUCAACAGCUCAGGACCCCAGGCACACCAAGAGAAAAUGUGUUUCUGGAUACUCAGGGAAAGAUCAACCACACUCCGCCCACGCGGUCAGCAAAAGCAGCACCACACGAGGCUCCCAGGCGGGCAUGGCACCAAGGCCUGCUCAGAGACAGCACAGAGUCCCCACAGAGACCUGGAAGUCAGCGCAUCAGAAAGAAAACAGGUCCCCAAAGCUGCCAGCACAGGCUCACGAAGUCCCCGAGGAAAGUGACCACCACAGGUCAUCUUCGCUGGCCAGCAGUUCCCUGCAGGACACCUGGAAGCUGUUGGACCUGGGAUCCAGCCUUUCGGGAGUCCCCUCUCAGGACGAUUCAGCUGCAGCAGAGUGCCCAGCAUCUCCAGGAGCCAGCUGUCUCCAGAAGGUCGACCAGAGCCCUGUCACCAUGCAAAACCCCUUUGCUGUCAAAGGGCUAAAGAUGGAAGCGCAGCCUAAAGCCACACAUCCCAGACCCAGCAAGUCUCGUCCAGCUAAACCUACAAACUGCCAGCAGCCGCGGCAUCCCAGGAUCCGCAACUAUAACCUCAAGGACUAAGCCUCAACCUCCUGCAGGGGACCCAAGAGUGCUUCCGCCUCGGUGCUUGGAGCCUGUGCUGGUGCAGGUGUACACAUGGCAUGCAGGUGGCUGUGAGCACAGGCAGCCUCCCAAUGAUAGCCUUCCUGAUGCCACCAAGCCAUUAAAACCCUCCUCCUUCUGCCUGGCCUGCAAAGUUGUCUAUCUUGUCCCACUGCCACCUGCCUACAUGGCCACUGACAGCCACUGCACACUGACUGUGUCGUUCUCUAGAACCUGGCGGGGGAGAGUAGAGUAGCUACCUAUGAAGUAUGUUCUCAAAGAACAUUGUGUGAGAGGUCCUCCCAGUCCGAGCCUGGUAGGGGCCC